GGCGACAGCAUAUGCUUCUGCCGGCAAGUUGAGUUCCGGGAGUUCUUUUGCGGCCACCAUUCGGUUCGAUAUGGAUCCGGUGCCCUUCCUGGACCAGUGGCAGACAACGUCGCAGUCCAUGUACUUGGCACCGCGGCGGCUGACGCACUUCGAGCUAUCCCCCGCAGCUUCGCCAGCAGGCACAGGCAGUGCGAUCACUUUUGCGGUGUCGGUAGCGGACGCAACACUGAGUGGGCAGACUCUUCCGCAGCUCGACGCCGUGUCGCAGGCCUCGGGUGUGCAGGAGGACCUUGUACUCGUGGUUCAAAAGUCGGUUGCGCUCGCGAUUUACCGCCACUCAGGACUGCGGUUUGCGCCGGAGUUCAUCGCCGUGCGACUGCCCGCGUCUGGCACCAUCACCCGUGCCCGCAGCGCUGCCACGGUGGGGGGCGUGGCCCACACGAAGGAUGUCUACACGAUUCCGGCAGGUGUGGAAAUCGCUGUUCCGAUGGACGUCGACCCCAGCCUUCUUGGGUGGGGAAGCGGGUGGCCUGCAAGCUGGGCGAGGGCCCUGCAGAACGCCGUGAAGGAGACGAUGGUGGACAAACUCACAGCCCUGCUGUCAUUGUCGGCUGCUGCAGCGCUGUCGCUGCUCGCGUCUGCCACAGACGUGGUGGCCACAGCGGACCCGAAUAGCAAUGCUGCAUUGGAGGAUAUGAUGGCGCGACCCAGUGGCAACUCGAAGUGGGCACACCGCGAGUACCUCUCCACCGAGGUACAACUCAGCGGCUUCGGGCCUUUGCAGACACUGCCCUUGAACAAUUUCAUGCUGCCGUUCGCGAAGAUCGGCCUCAGCCGUGUGAUUGCCAAGCGAUUCCCAGCCGCAGACGGGGCGAUGUCUGGUGUUGACGUCGCUGGGAAGUCUGCCAAGGUUUUCACCGGGCACUACCUGCAAGAGAAGUGCGUGACCACGGAUGCGACGACUGGUUGCCUGAAUCAGUUCAACCACACUUUCGUAGAGGAAAACGCGAAUCUGGUGCUCACGGCGGCGUUCGGUCCCGGGGAGAUAACCGCGAUGGGGGACGCAACGCAGUCGGCAAACCUGAAGAAGUACCUGGAGGGACAGACUGUUUUCGUUCCCGCUGGAGGCACCGCUAAUCUGGCUGACGAUCUCAAGAACGAGUUCGUCAGGUUUCAGUUUCCGUUUCCGGGAGUGCUGGAUGCGAGCAAGCCGAAGGCAGGAACGUGCCUCGACUACCGAACAUCGCUCACGAAAGACUACGCAAGUAUGCGCGCGGCCGGUUGGGAAAUUUCAGACUGGAAUGCAGGCACCAGCAGCGGCACGGAGGACAACCUCGUGUACCAGCCCACCAAGAACAGCAACCCGAACCACAUCCAGGAUGGGAGCAACUUUUUGAACGAUAUGCCACAAAUUUGCGCGCACCGUCCCAGUGGGAGUGGUGACAAGUUCGUAAUGGCAACUUCUGUCGCAGCCGGCGAUGGCGUUUCGGGAUACGCACCCACGUCGACACCCGAUAGACCGGACUCGCGGGACCAGAUGAACAAGGGCCCUGGCGGCGUCUGGAAGGUGACCAUGAAGGGUGGCGGCAAGCUGAAGGUUGGUUUUGCAAACUGCAGUCCCAAAACGUGGUGGAUGAACCAAGAUCCAACUGGUGGCCGCGUAGACCUGUAUAAAGACGACGCCCUCCUCAAGACUGCGUGGCCCGGCGAGCACUUCGAACUCGAAAUCGAGUUUUCGGACGGAACUGAGAUAAAAAUGCGCGGCGCCCAGGGUUUCUGGGAGCGGACAGGAUCCCCGUACCGCUCGCUACCUUACGCAAUGACCUUCACGGAGUUCAAGUACCUUUCUUGCUCUGGCUAUAGUUUCGGUGUCAAGCAACGCGCGGGGGGUGUAGCACCCGUGCCCGCGGUAGCGGCCGCAGGUGGAAAGGUCACUGAGAAUUACUUUGAGGGUGGGAUGAGCCGCGGAGCGCUGGCUGACUCAGCAGAGUUUCGGACGGUGCCCGCGACCUUUGUGGAGAUCCGCGGGACGGCCAAGGUGCGUCACACAUCCAUGGCUUCGCUGCCAGCGGAGCGGAAGUUUCUGGAGGACAAGCUCCUAACUGCACUGGAAAACUUUCUCUUGGCGCCAGACGUGGGCGCGCUACGCGAAAUCGUUUUUCAUCCAGGCGAAAAUGCUUACCUGGUUUCCGCCGAGGCUGACGCAGAUAAGUACGCUGUGCGCCUUGACACCAGCUCGGUAGCAAAUCCGACAAAGAAGCUGUUCUUUCCGCAGACGCGGUACAGCGAUCCGGACGAACGGCUGCGCGUUGAUGGUUUCGGUGGCGUUGCCCUGACGGGGCCAGCGAGUACGCUUUUUGUUGUUGGAAACUCGUCGGAGAGCACGGCGUACGAACCGCACAGCACGAUAGGCUUAUUCCACGACUACCACGCGCACCGGGAAUUCGUCUCGGUGGCUUUGCGCAACCGGAGAGGCAAGCCGUUGUCGGGUGGAGCGGUCGAAACGGGCUUUGACGUGACUCUCAUUGUGCAGUUGCGGAAUCUCCACAGCUUUCAGGUGGCGCAGGUCGUGCAUGAUUUUGGUGCGCGAUUCGCGCCUUACGUCGUAAUCCCGAAUGGGCCUAUUGCAGGAGGCUCGAGCACCGAUGUGAUCUCGGAAAUGACGCUGAGCUCCUUCACUCUAGACAGCAGCCACCCGCCAGCGGUGGCGUCAACGUCAUCCGCCGUACUCGCGCUGGUGCUGGAAACUCAUCCGGACAACGCGAACAGCACUCACGUCGCCGAGAUCUUGCUGGCGGAGAACCGCAACGACGCCAGUGACCUAAGUGCUGGGUAUGCCACUUUCUCGAACAAAUUGGGCAAGGCGGUGUCGAGGGCGAUCCGCCAGAUACUUCCACCGGAAGAACACGAUAUCUCGUCGGGCAUGGUCUACACGCACCUGCUCUCUGUGGAGGAGGCUACCACCGCCACUUCGGGUGGUCCGGCCAAGGUGUUCAAGUGCCAAGUGGCGUUGUCCGUGCCAGGCGAAGGAGUGCGCUCCGCUCUCUUUGAUAACGGUGUGGUCCCUGCGUUCGGGCUUGCCAACCUGGCGAAGAAGGAGGUGGAAGAAUCAUUCUUCGGUCGCAAAAGCGAUGGGAGCUUCGGCUCAGGUGCUGACUAUGUGGCACCCCCGAGUUCCACUGUGUUUCCCUUCGCAGAGAUGCAGUCGCAGAGCGGGGCAGUUUAUUCGAGGGCCCGCAGUGAUGUCUUUGCCGACGCGGAGUUAUUACUGUCAACUUCUGGCUCAGGCUUCAGCUCGUUUUCAGGGGUACCGGCGUCUUUUCACCCAUAUUUGAACGUGAGCACCAUGGCGUCAGCCGCAGAUCUUGCGUCGGCCGGAACGGUUUUCCAGGGCAAAGCGCUUACGAUUAAGGUAGGUAGCACGCAGCAUGUGUGGCCAUUCUCAUCCGUCGAUGCAGGCCGCAAUAAGGUAAACCUUUUUGCGGGUCGCGUGGCCCAGGCGGUUGCCAGCGCCCUCUCGCGAACGUUGUACGAGAGCGACUACGAUGCUGCGGCGAUCGCUGACACGAAUAGCCACUCGUAUUUGGGAAAAGACUACUCGGGUUGGCGGCGUAACGACGUUUACACUCAAGUUUCCUCGGUGGACACCGCCAACAGCCGCGUCGUGACGCGCGUGAUCGCCGGCCUCGACACCGCAAAGGCAUCGAGUGGGCUGCUCACGAGUUUCAAGAAGGCGCUUUCCGGUGGAGCGUCGACGACUGAGAGCACGAACUUCUUGUCAUACCUGAAACCACGCGUGACCGCGAUGCAAGCGGUCCAAGGAGAUCCGGCCACUUUGCUGACAGCAACUCUCAAUCGCGACGCCCGCUCCUCUGCCGGUUCGCCUGCGGCAGCUACGGUGAAGAACAGCGUGACGGACUCAGCGCGGUCGCAGCCUGUUUUUGUGGAGGUGCGCGUGGGCGUGAAACUAACCACGACAAGUGGUGUCACGUAUACAGGUGUGGAGUCAUCUAAGAGCACGCCAACAGUGCGCGAGGGUGUACUGAGCAGCCUCGCCACCGCGUUGAAAACUGUGGCCUUACAGACGGUCCAGGCACUGCCGAGUGCGGAUGAGGUAGCACCUAUCUCGGAGCACGACGUCUUUGCCGUAGUGCGUACAGAGGAUACCUACAACGCGCUGAACAAGGACACGCGUCGCGUCCUUUUCGCGGUCACUUUUGCGACUGAGGCACGCGACGGCUCAGGUGUCACUGCAAGCAGCCUGCUGAAGACUUUCAACAGGCACAAUGCGAACGGCAUCACACAUGCGAAGGUAGUGACUGCCUUGGGUGGCUCGGCGACGCUCGACAGCGCCUGGGACUUGGCUUCACUGCAGGUCCUGGGCGCAACGCCCACGAGCUACACGCAGGUGCUGGGGCUUGUGCGCUUUAGCGGAGCACUGAGCUCUGUUAGCGGCAACAACCUGAACAGCAUCCGUUGGAUGCUCAAGCAGGCGGCGUCUGCGGCACUUGCCAAAGCGGCAGAGGUUCGCUUCGAUGCUCGCCAAAUCGGCGUUGCGGUACUCAACAUGGAGAACGCCAGCGCCACUUCUCUCGUUUUCGUCCUGGCAGUACCGAACACCAAUGGCAUGAUGGUGCAUUGGCUGAUGCACGUGCCCGAUGUGUUCGCUUCGAAGUGGAUGGGGCCUGAGAUGGGUGCGGCACUGACCGCUGCGAGUGAAACAGCGACCCUGGCGGAACUGAAGCUGCAAAACCCAAAGCACCCGAAGAUGGCCACGGGAGUCCUCGCCAAGAGCGGUUUUGGGAGCGGCUUCGCGCCUCAGCAGCACGUACUCGGUGGAGACUACGUGAUGGGCACCGCGUUGGCAAGCACUGA
Molecule: messenger RNA, 4875 nt
Organism: Amoebophrya sp. A25
Lineage: Eukaryota; Dinophyceae; Syndiniales; Amoebophryaceae
Source: the annotation of a GenBank genome assembly